GUUCUGCUGUCAUACUUGUAACAGCUAGUCUCAUUUUUUGUUUGCUUUAGUCAAAAAAAUUGUACUUAGCUGGCUGGCUUCUAAGCUCCAAGUAAUGUCCUUCUGGUACGGGGCUUUCUCAGGUAACCGGUCUGUCACAGCCCUAAGCUUCCUUGCAAAUUGCACGAUGUAAGCAUUAUUCUGCUUUUUAGUUUAACUAAAUUAUUUGAUCUUUCCAGUCGUUGUUCACUGUUUAGCAGUGCAUGCAUCUAUUUCAUAAAUAUCGCCCAAAGCAGUUAAUAAUUAAAAACACACUUUUAUCAAAUUACCUUUUUACGUGGGAUAGGUAGGGUUGCUACUCUUCUAGGAACUAUUCCCGUGAAGGAAGGUGUGCAGGGAGAGAGGAGGUAAGUGCUUGAUGCAGUGCAGAAGUGGGGCCUUUUUCUAGCCCAAUUCUUCUGUUUCUAUUCUGGCAUGGGACUCUGCCCCCCUCCUUUCAGCACUUCAAGCUCUGUCAGCCCCUGUUCCACAAUUGUUUUUGGAGGCUGAAGCCUCUUAUCGUACUGAGGGUAUUUAUCUGACGCUAAAUAAGGGUGGCAGUUAAUAACAAAAUUGAUGAUGUUUCCCUUCUGAAUCCUGCUCGAUACUGUUAUGUGCAUGAAAAAAUGAAAAUUUUUGCAGGUUUAAUAGCUGACAAGUACUCGUGAGCACUACUGAACAUACUAAACAUAUUGUUCAAAUGAUAUAACAGGUAAUGACAGUAAGCAAACAACUCUACAGACUCAUAUGUAGUACCAUUACAGUGAAAAUAUCUUUCUUUUCCAGGAUGUCAUACCCAGGUUACCCCCCUUCAGGCUAUCCUGCUUUCCCUGGUUAUCCUCCAACAGGCCAAGAGUCUGUUUAUCCACCAGCCGGUCAGUACUCCUAUCCCGCUGUUCCCGGAGGAUACCCUCCGGCAGGAGGUGGGGCCUAUCCUGCAGCACCACCAAGUGCUGGGUAUUCAGGGGCAGCAGGAUAUCCGGCCCCUGGGGGUUACCCUGCCCCUGGGGGCUACCCCGGAGUGCCCCAGACUGGAGGAAUGCCAUCUUAUCCUGGAGGCCCUGGGUUUGGUGUGCCUCCCGCCGGCCCUGGCUUUGGUGGCUAUCCUCAGCCUCCUGCCCAAAGCUAUGGUGGAGGUGGACCAGCACAAAUUCCAGUAGGAUAUCCUGGUGGACAAGCGCCAUCGCCAAUGCCUGGCCUGCCUGCAGCAAUGGUUCAGUGUACCCAGGGCACAAUUCAAGCUGCUACGAAUUUUGAUGCUGGAAGGGAUGCAGAAAUUCUGCGCAAAGCGAUGAAAGGGUUUGGAACUGAUGAGCAGGCUAUCAUCGAUGUUGUAGCUAACCGCUCCAAUGAUCAAAGGCAAAAAAUCAAGGCAGCUUUCAAGACUAUGUAUGGCAAGGAUUUAAUUAAAGAUCUGAAGUCUGAGUUAAGUGGAAAUGUGGAAGAACUGAUUCUUGCACUCUUCAUGCCUAGCACCUAUUAUGAUGCCUGGAGUUUACGUCAUGCAAUGAAGGGAGCAGGUACACAGGAGACAGUGCUGAUUGAGAUCCUUUGCACAAGGACAAAUCAGGAAAUUCGAGAAAUAGUGAAGUGCUAUAAAUCAGAAUUUGGAAGGGACCUCGAACAAGACAUCAAAGCAGACACUUCAGGACACUUUGAGCGAUUACUGAUAUCCAUGUGUCAAGGUAAUCGGGAUGAGAAUCAAACUGUGGAUUAUCAAAAAGCUCAGGAAGAUGCUCAGCGUCUGUACCAAGCAGGUGAAGGAAAACUUGGGACUGAUGAGUCUUGCUUUAAUCUGGUUCUGGCAAGCAGAAGUUUUCCUCAGUUGAAAGCAACAGUUGAAGCAUACUCCAAGAUUGCUAAUCGGGAUUUAUUAAGCAGCAUUGACCGAGAAUUUUCUGGAAAUGUGGAACGUGGUUUGAAGGCUAUUUUGCAAUGUGCUUUAAAUCGCCCAGCCUUUUUUGCAGAAAGACUUUAUUACUCUAUGAAAGGAGCUGGCACAGAUGAUUCUACGCUUAUCAGAAUUAUUGUCACUCGCAGUGAGAUUGACCUUGUGCAAAUUAAACAGAUGUUCACACAAAUGUAUCAGAAGACUUUGGCCACAAUGAUAGCAAGUGACACAAGCGGUGAUUACCGGCGUUUGCUGCUGGCAAUUGUUGGUCAAUAGAAGAAUAUUUUCUGGGUUUUUUUGUUUUAUUUUUUAAAACAAACUGAAGGACAUGUAACAUGCUUGAUGCAGAAACUGACUAUCCAUGCGUGUAAAAGAGUAAUUUUAAACUUGGUAUAAUCAAAUAUGCCUUCUUGAUGAUUCAAAAAAGCUUUUUGCACUUACAUUUGCCUUGAUUUACAGCACAUAAUAUUCUCUAUUGUAUAAUAAAAGAUGUAUCUUGUCUAUUAGCCCUA
Struthio camelus australis is the source of this 2421-nucleotide messenger RNA. The record is from RefSeq and is a predicted model, not a curated record. NCBI's taxonomy places the organism in Eukaryota, Metazoa, Chordata, Aves, Struthioniformes, Struthionidae.